GAUGCAGUUUCAAGGUUAAUAUCAGCGUGUAGGUUCAUAUAAACAUGUUCAUUUAAAUCGUCAUGUUAAAUGUUAUGAAACAUAUGGAUUAAUUGAAAAAGUAAUAAUUAUAAGUGCUUGACUACAGCUCAUCUCGAAAAUCAAAGCUUAUUUUUUUUAUAAAAAAUCAGAUAAAUAUGACCUGUAGAAUAGACUUGACUAAUCCAAUGGAUUAUGGUCCAGGUAAAACUUUACGUGGACAAGCUUUUUGUCAAUUUUAUGCAACUGAAACUUUUAAAGUUAUAAAGUGCAUUUUCAAAGGCAUAGAGAAAACAGCUUGGACCGAACGGAAGAGUGAGGGGAACAAAACAGUUACUUGUUACCACGCGGGAGAGAACACUUUUUUAUACGCAGAAGCUCUUUUCGCAGAAAAUGGUCCACUUCCGCCAGGACCGUAUGUAUACCCGUUUGCUUUCAACCUACCAGGUAACAUGGCGAGUACCUACGAAGGUGUUCAUGGAAGUAUCAAAUACUACUUAACUUUGAUAGUAGAUAAAGGUAUUAUCAGUAACUACAAAUAUGAAACAGAAAUUCAAAUUAGAUCACCUGUUAAUUUCAAUUUGAUAAAGGAUAAAUUACAAUUGGAACCAACCAUUUAUAAAGAUGAAAAAGUUUUGUGUUGCUGUUGUUGUAAAAGUAGUCCUGUCACUAUGGACUUACUGUUUGAUAAAGAAGCUUUCCUUAUUGGAGAAGUAGCCAAAAUUCGAAUGAAAAUAGUUAACAUGUCUAAUACAACAAUACCACAAGUGGUUAUGUUUUUACAACAGAAAAUUAUAUAUAAAUCUGAUAUGGGAUAUUCGACAUACGAUAUAAAUGAAUUAGCCACAGCAUCUAUAAGCGGAGUCGGUGCACAUGGAGACAGGAAUUACCUCUUCAAUUUUGAAAUACCUUCUUCAGCUAAUGUGCCGAACUUUACUGGAUGUCGUUUAUUUGAUACAAAAGUAUUCUUUACAGCUGAAGCUGUUAUCCCUGGUUUUCAUACAAAUUUACGAAUAGAUACUGAAACAAUAAUACUAGGUCAUAUUCCUCUUGAUAGUACUUCUUCACAACUAUCUCACGAUCAAGAAACAGACCCACCGCCUUACAAUCCGAAUGAGUACAACAAAAGUGACGGAACUAAUUCUGAGAUGAUUCCUCUUGUAAAUCAUGAAAAAUCGACUAAUUUACCAGCCAGUGCUCCUACUGAAGAUAAUAAUUCAUCAGCACCACAAAAACUUGAUGAAUCCAUGUGACAGUCAUGACAAAACAAGAUAAUUGAUACAAGAUAGUUCAGCACUACCUAAUCCACCACUGAUAGUUUUUCUUCAUGGUUGGUAAGUAUAUCUAUGGAGUCAUUCCACCAUUCACAUUCUUACAACCUGUUGAUUCGGGUGUGGUACAUGCGGCUGUAUUUUGAUAUUUUUAUAGAUAAUAUUAAUGGGCAUUAAUGUGAUUGUUUAUCCAAGCUUUUAUUUUGCUUUUAUAUGAGUAUACCAAUUUUUGUAUUUCCAUUAAGAAUUUCUAAUAAAUAGUACAGAAGAAAA
Diorhabda carinulata is the source of this 1562-nucleotide messenger RNA. RefSeq names its product arrestin domain-containing protein 1-like. Gene Ontology annotation, cellular component: cytoplasm. NCBI's taxonomy places the organism in Eukaryota, Metazoa, Arthropoda, Insecta, Coleoptera, Chrysomelidae. The transcript has 9 exons. Gene Ontology annotation, biological process: protein transport. The record is from RefSeq and is a predicted model, not a curated record. Bases 177 to 1271 code for a protein of 364 amino acids.